AUGCAUCUGUCUUUUAUAUUACUUAUCUUGUUUGUUUACCAAAUAAAGAGUGAAAAUGUAACUGAAGAAUAUCUAUUCAAAUGGAAUGAAACGCUAUCAACAAUUGAAGAAGAUUUAGAAUUAACAACUCCUUUUUAUCAAAGUUUUAAUUUAACAAAUGAUCUUAUUCCAGAAAUUGAUAUAUCACCACCAGUUCAACGUGUUUUACGUGAAAUCUUUCGUACAUAUGAACCUUACUGUUGGCGUCAUUCAUAUGGUCGUGGUGUAGGUCGUCCUUUACAUACAUGUCCUGAUUAUGCACCUGAACAAGAUGGUCUUCUUUGUUAUCCAUUAUGUCGUGAUGGUUAUAAUGGUGUUGGUCCUGUAUGUUGGGAAAAAUGUAAUAAUAUAACAUCAUUUGGUUUUGCAUGUAUGGAUGUUCGUAAAUCUUUACGUUCUUGUCCUUGGUACGAUACAUGUGGUGUUUUUAAACGUUCAUGUUCAUCGUGUCCAACAGAUUAUACAAAUCUUGGUUGUUUAUGUGGACGAUUUUAUUUUCGUCAUAGUUAUGGUCGAGGUGUUGGUUCACCACUUAUAUGCUCAGACUCUUAUGAACAAGAUGGUGCUUUAUGUUAUGAUAGAUGUGAUAAUAAAUAUAAUGGUGUUGGUCCUGUUUGUUGGCAACACUGUCCUAUAACUCAACCAGUUCCUUGUUUAGCUGGUUGUUCAAUAUCAAAACAAGAUUGUCAAUUAGCUGUUAUUAAUAUGAUACAAUCAGUUGUUGGUGCUUCCGUAACACUUUUAAAUGUUUUUAUUGGUGUACCAUUAGUUGAUUUAACAACAUUUGAUAUUCUUGCCAAUGCUGCUAAAGGUGAUUGGCUAUUAGUUGCAAAAGAUAUGUCAAAUUUAGCAAAAAAAAUAGCUGAUAAAAUUUUACCAGAAUUAACAAAAAAAUUUCUCGAUUGGUCAUUUAAUACAAUUUCAUCAGCAACAAAAAAUGCUAGUGUUAUUAUAACAGCUACCGCAUUUAAAGAUCAACAAUCUUUAAUACCUUUUUUAAAACUUUUUCGAUUAGAUUCAAUUAAUGCAGCUUUUAAUCAUGGAAAAUGUGAUUUACCAAAUAAUUUUGAUGAUAUUAUUAACUGA
Molecule: messenger RNA, 1125 nt
Organism: Adineta steineri
Lineage: Eukaryota; Metazoa; Rotifera; Eurotatoria; Adinetida; Adinetidae
Source: the annotation of a GenBank genome assembly